AAGCUGUUCAGCUUGCCAGGUCAACAACUUUUUUUUGUUGAUUUUCCCAAGACACGGCAAGAAAAGAAUGGUCUCGACGCACAUUACGUACGUGAUCAACUUUGAUAAAGAUGGUGCCAGAGCAAGCACUUCGACAUUAUUCGCUCAUAUUCCGGUGGCGGCACCCUCAAUGGAUUGCGCCCACCAAUGAAUGACGUCGCCCCCUCCCAGAGGCCUCACAACUCGCAGCUCACCACACGCAUAAGCGCCGACAGGCGCCCUACUGCUUGACCAUGAUGGAUAUUUUGCGACCAACGUCCCCGUUGCGACAAUUUCGUACCCUUCUCUCGAAUAGACCGCCUGCAACAGCCGCCGUAUCAUAAGCUAUUUCUUUAACAGUUUAACGCAUUGCUGCUGUGUUGCCGCGCAUCGCGCUUGUCAGGCACCAUCUCUGGCCUGAGCGCCGUCAUAAAACCAACCCCUCCAUCUCUAACUUCGCGAGUUCCAAGCUUGGGACACUCUCCUACCCCUUCCUUGUUUUUAACAACCUGUCCCUUCUUCCUCAAAGAAUCUGUAUACGAAUCUCUGUAUUGGAAGAUUACGAGAGCUCAGCAAACAUGGCUUCGGGACACAACGAUCCAAAGCUCCUCUACGCUGUGGAGGGCAUCAACGCCUACCACAUCUCUAAUGGCAAGGAGCGAUCUCUCACCCGUUCGGGGCCGCAGACCUUGUCACUGCUCAUGGUCCCGACCUCGUCGGGCUUUGUUGAGCCCUCAGGGGUUGGCUCCGACGGCGAAGAGGAUUUCUACCUUCAUCUACACCUCCCUCCCGAGCUCGACCUCCCCUUGCCUGCCACGACUCAGAUCUACCACCAACCACCUAAGAGCUACCUGAUCCCCCGCUGGGAUCUCGGCCCCGAUAGCGGCGCCUUCACUCGGAUCGAGUUCCCGUCCCUCGACAGCAGAUCAGGUGUCCAAGAGGACGUCGAUACCUUUGAGACUAUCCUCGCCCAGUGUACCGCUUUCCUCGAGAGAGCUCCUGCGCCCCAACCGAGAGACUCCAAGGCGGCCCUAGCCAAGGAGCGCGAGGCUACUGGCGAAGAGCUCCCUGCCUACAAUCCGGCCAAUUACAACCCAGGGGAGGCCUACGUUCAGGGCAGCCAUAGUUCUCAUGCCGGAGGUCGAAUUGUGCUUGUCGAUGAGGAAGAUGGUAGUGUCAUCGGAGAACUUACCGAUACGUACCAGGUGGUUGAAGACAGCAAGGUCCGCCCAGGCUCCAAGGAACCCGUUGAGAUUUCUUUUCCUGCGGAUGGUGGCCAGAACAUUUCUGUGCAGCCUGUUUCGCAGGCAUACAUGGAGAUGGACAUACACCCCGCCUACAAAAAGUCGACGAUAGUCAACAGCGCCACCAAGGCAUCCCGGCUUAUCGUUACGACAUCGGAUGUCGUCUCCAGGACGUUGCAGAGCCAGGCUGACAGCUUCACAAAGAACACCAAGCCAAAUGCCAAGCCUGUCACGUUUGCUCCAUCUACUCAUGACCGCAUUCGUUGCAUCAACAACAUCUCGGAUAGAGCAGCUACCUUUUCAUCUUCGACAGUUGGUACGAUCGGAAAUCUAGCUCAGAACUUGGGCGCAAGCGUUACUCGCCGUAAGGAUGGACGGGCCAGAGGCUUUGACAAGGACGGGAACGCCAUCGACACGUACAAGCCCGGUAUGCUCAACAAGAGCUUGAUGGCCUUCAACACGGUUGUUGACGGUAUCGAACAAGCCGGCCGCAACCUGCUUACAGGAACGUCGUCUAGCGUGACCACAGUGGUUGGUCAUCGCUGGGGCGCUGAGGCCGGCGAGGUAUCGCGACAUCUGGGAGGCGGCUUCAAGAACGUGGGACUUGUCUACAUUGACGUGACUGGAGUCUCACGUCGCGCUAUUCUCAAGAGUGUUGCCAAGGGUAUGGUUGUUGGAAAGGUCAAGGGAGGCGGUGAGAUCAUCGUGGGGGGUACGGAGAGCAACGCCGAGCUCAUUGCUGCCCGAGAUGGAAACGGAAAGGGUGCGCAUAGCACUUAUGGGGAUAACGUGAGCAUUGCCAGCGGCUACGAUCCCAACGGCAAGAGGCCAGCCAAGGGUCCUUUCUGAGGGAACAUUAUGACGGUCAACAUGAUGGUCAGAUUGGGAGGAUAUUCUUCUUUUGCUGCGAUAAUGAAGGGUAAAGAUCCAAGAAUUGGUGUUGGUGGGAAACCCAGUUGCAUGCGAGCCUACCUAUGGAUUUCUUAAUGGCAGUUUCUAAGAAACUCGAGAAUUGAGCUAAUUAUUAUCCUUCUGAAC
This is a messenger RNA of Fusarium vanettenii 77-13-4, 2300 nucleotides long. RefSeq lists its product as uncharacterized. Gene Ontology annotation, cellular component: plasma membrane. The transcript is spliced from 3 exons. The record is from RefSeq and is a predicted model, not a curated record. Gene Ontology annotation, biological process: cell division. The coding region runs from base 597 to 2111 and encodes 504 amino acids. NCBI's taxonomy places the organism in Eukaryota, Fungi, Ascomycota, Sordariomycetes, Hypocreales, Nectriaceae.